Messenger RNA from Penicillium angulare, 297 nucleotides. RefSeq lists its product as uncharacterized. The record is from RefSeq and is a predicted model, not a curated record. The coding region runs from base 1 to 297 and encodes 98 amino acids. Lineage: Eukaryota; Fungi; Ascomycota; Eurotiomycetes; Eurotiales; Aspergillaceae. The transcript has 2 exons. Gene Ontology annotation, cellular component: outer membrane.
AUGAACCAGGCUCAGAACCUUUGGCAGGAGACUUCUAAUCCCAACACCAUAGGUGAGACUCCGGAAGGUGAAAGAGGGCUGGGUGCAACGGUCUUUGGUGGCACAGGAGGCACGAUCCUCGGACAUCAUUUCGGAAAGAAGCCAGAUCAUGGCACUUUAGGAACUGUGGGUGGUGCCUUGGCUGGCACGGUGCUUGCGAAUAUGGCUGGGAACGCAAUUAAGGGGAAUCACGGUCACCGAGGAGCUGGUGGACGUCGGCGCGAGAGAUUAGAAAGGAAAAUUGAUCGAUUGAGUUAA